UGGAACAAAAACCACGACUAAAGUCCUACACAGACAAAAUGUGGUUUUUGAAAAUGAAAUUAUCAGUUCUAUUUGGCUUUCUUUGGAUUCAUCUCAGCCUGAAAGCCUCAGAUGCUGUUAUGAGACCCGUCAACAAUUCAGAAAGCGACCUACUCCAAUACAUCCUCACCAACUACACCCCAGACACUCGUCCAGUUCAAAAUCAAAACGAUGCAGUUGUCGUACGUUUUGGAAUCAUGCUUAAGCAAAUCAUCGAUCUCGAUGUGAUCAACCAAAUCAUGACGGUUAACCUUUGGUUGAGAAUGUUCUGGAAAAACGAGCUGAUAUCGUGGGAUCCUGAGAAGUUCAAUGGAAUUAAAGUCAUCAAUGUCAAACCUAACAAACUUUGGGUGCCAGAUAUAACGAUUUUUAAUAGUGCUUCAAAGACUUCAUCCAUUGGUGAUCUAUACACGAAGAUAACGUCUGAAAUAAUAGUCAACUACACUGGCGAGGUUCAGUGGAAUUCCCCCGCUAUAAUCAGUACAGAAUGCAAAGUAGAUGUUCGAUACUUUCCCUUUGAUACUCAAGUGUGUGAGAUUGAGUUUGGUUCGUGGACAUACGAUGGUCUUCGAGUUGAUCUUCAGCUUCUUUUAAGCUAUAUUGAUAUUGCUCAGUAUUCAGUCAGUACAGAAUGGAACUUGCAUAAAACUUCAGCCAAAAGAAAGUGUUUGAUUUACACCUGCUGCCCAGAGCCUUAUCCAUCAGCACUUUUCACUUUGGUCCUCAAAAGAAGACCUAUGUUUUUCAUAUUCAACAUGAUUAUCCCUUGUGGGGUCAUAACACUGCUGUCUCUCUUUUCUUUCAUCUUACCACCGAACUCAGGCGAGCGAGUCUCGUUUGUCAUGACUGUACUUCUCUCUCUGAGUGUCUACAUGCUUAUGGUAACAGAAAAGAUGCCUCAGUCAGCGGAUACUCCGAUAGCAUCAAAGUUCUUUAUGUCAAUGAUGGUGCAGAUAGCUUUAUCACUCGUGGUCACGUGCUUCAUAAUAAAAUUCCACAACAACAAUAUUCCAAUACCUCCACUGUUUGACAAGGUCAUAAAUCAAUGGCUUGCGAGCUUGCUUUUAAUGAAAAGAAAACAUGGACGUAAAAGAGAGAAUGGCACUGAGAAUGAAAAUGAGCCAGAUAUGUUCUUCAAGAACGGAGGUUUCUUGCAAGAUGACUCUGAUCUUGUCAUCACCCAAGUGCAUGGCCAAAGACAGAUAGAAAAGAUCAAAAACCCUGAAAACAACGAAAAGAGAGGAACCAGGACUAACAACAACACGAAGCAACAAGAUAUUUCAGAACUCUUCAAAGAAGUGAAAACCAUAGCAGACAAGAUAAGACAAAACGACCAGGAAGAGAGUAAAAGAGAAGAAUGGAUGUUUGCCACCGAAGUACUCGAUCGGUUUUUUAUAUGUACCCUUUUUUGUAGUAUUUCCAUUGCUUGCAUCGUAGUAUUUUCUGCCGUACAUGAUGCUGUGAUGGUAGACGGCUCUGUCGAUUAAAUUCGGACUUAAGAGCGUUCAUGGGCAUUGCUCAUGCGCAUCCUUUCUACGCAGGAGUUUAGUGCGAACAUGCUCACCGUGGUGACGUCAUUCAAAUAUUACAUUUAAUUACGAUAUACAAAUACCAAAAUAAGGGCAUAAUCAACAGUACAAUAUUCCAAUGUAAAGACUAGCCUAACAAGCGGAGAUGAAAAAAAUAUCAAGGAAACAGGUUUUUCAUUUUUUCAAACUCGGUUCACAGUCGGUCACCCUUUUCUUUAUUUUGGUUUUGAAAGCACUUUUAUAUAAUACCUAACUUUCUAAUUACCCUUUUUUAAAUUUUUGACAUAAAGGUGAAAUGCUUAGCAAUAAUUGGGUCAUUUUCUAGUGUACUCUGAAAAAUGGGGAUUGACUAAUUAAUUUGUGAUUUUUUUGGAAAUUUUUACCACAAAAAAAGUGAACUCGCAUAUUUAAUUUCAUCGAGCAUAAUUUUAAACAAAUUUGACGAUGGGAUUUUUCCGCCCAUGAACGUCCUUGAUAUAGAUUGUUACAUUAAAUCAUGAUUAUUUGGGAUAUAUCACUCGCAACUCAAAAAAGCUAGAACUUACUGUUGAGUUUAAAUUUUUUCAAAAAAAAAGUCUACGUGUAGAGGCUUUGCACCAUUUACGUGGUGGCAGCCAUGACAGGGUACAUAACAAUAGAGUGGUUUUCACACUGGGAAACUGAAUCAUUUCUCAAGUAAAUCAGAUUAGAUCAGAAUCAAUUGUUCCUACCCCCUGUCAUGGCUGCCAUCACGUGAUGGUGCAAAGCCUCUAUAUACAUUAUUAUGUUAUUAACUAUGCCUGGUUUUAAAAUGAUCAAUUUUGAAACUUUAUUAGUCAUAAAAAAGACAGCAAAUGAACCCAGCAAAGGUAAAAAGUUUUAACCAGAUAAGAACAUCGACGAGAGUCGUCGGUUGACAACUCGUAUCUACCCAACGUAACAUUCUUAGCAGGUUAGCCUGAAAAACGCCAAGUAAACGAUAAAAACAUAACAAAGUUGUUUAAUAUUCCCUAAAAAGCAAUUUAUUAAGUUAAAGUUAAUAACUGUUAUAAUCUAAAUACUGCCGAUUUUUUAUUUGAAAUUUUUACCAUUGCUAUAUAUAUAUAUAUAUAUAUAUUACGAACGGCAGGGAAUGUUCCCCGCUGCUGGGUCUCCCUCGUUGGCGAUUCUUGGUAUUUUCUCUGCCAAGAAUUGAGAGAGACUCUGCUAGCAGUGAAGAAGUGAUGUCUCAGCGGUUCUGCGGCUGAGAUUCUAUUGAUUUCAACCCCAGAUAAAAAUGCAAUCUACAAAAAUUAAUAAUCGUAAUUACGAUCUAAAAAAUAUAAUACGCGAUUUUACUAGGGUAUGUGAUUUCGAUUUCACACAAAAAAUGCACGCAAAAUGUCUUAAAAUAGACUAUUUGAUGAAUUAUAAACUAUUUGUCUUUUUGGUGUGGGUUUCAAGCUAAACUCUUUUUGCCAUCAUAUAUAUGAUUAAAUAUUAAUAAACGUAAUACUUGUACCAAGCUAAGUUGAAAUUGUAAACUGAACUAUAAGUUAGAAAAAAAUAGGACAAAAAUAUUAUAAAUUACUUAUUGUGUUUUGGGAAAAGGAGCAUACGAAUCUCCAAAUUGAUUAAAGCUUUAUUAGUCAUACCAGUAAUGAUAUAUAUCAUAACAAAAUAUUAUUGUUUCACCCUGAGUAACAAAUUGCUUGCAAUAAAUAAUUAAUAAGAUAAAAU
This is a messenger RNA of Actinia tenebrosa (Australian red waratah sea anemone), 3266 nucleotides long. RefSeq names its product neuronal acetylcholine receptor subunit alpha-7-like. The record is from RefSeq and is a predicted model, not a curated record. Gene Ontology annotation, biological process: monoatomic ion transmembrane transport. Gene Ontology annotation, molecular function: transmembrane signaling receptor activity; extracellular ligand-gated monoatomic ion channel activity. Gene Ontology annotation, cellular component: membrane. Lineage: Eukaryota; Metazoa; Cnidaria; Anthozoa; Actiniaria; Actiniidae.